UUCCCUCUGUCUGUCCCACUUUGGUCUCUGCCCUUCACUGGUCUGCCUGCCUGACAUCCUAAUUCCAUUUCCUUUCUUAAAAAAUUAGCCUGCAUAAUGUCUUUCAGGGUCAAAACUACCUCCUACAAGAGCUCUUCUCCUGGAAACUUCAGCAGCAGCUCCUACGCUGGACCUGCUGGAGGCUUCAGCUCCCGUAGGUCCUACAAAUCCUAUGGAGGCGGCUUUGGAGGYGCAGGAAUGACCAGCAGCUCUGCGUACAGUGUUGGCUCCAGCAUGGGCGGUGCAGGAGGCUUUGGUAUGGGCUAUGGAGGGGGCACGGCCCCCCUCACUGCCGUCAGCGUGAACAAGAGUCUUCUGGCCCCUCUGAACCUCGAGAUUGACCCCACAAUCCAAGWUGUCCGCACCAAAGAGAAAGACCAGAUCAAGGGCCUCAACAACCGCUUUGCCUCCUUCAUUGACAAGGUYCGUUUCCUGGAGCAGCAGAACAAAAUGCUGGAGACCAAAUGGARCCUGCUCCAGGAACAGACCACCAUCCACUCCAACACCAGCGCGAUGUUCGAGGCCUACAUCGCUAACCUGCGCAAACAGCUGGACGGGCUCGGCAACGACAAGAUCAAACUGGAGGGCGAGCUGCACAACAUGCAGGGCCUGGUGGAGGACUUCAAGAAAAACUCUGCUGCCGGCUACAGCACCACCUCCAAGAAAAACGUCAUCGUCAAAACCAUUGAGACCAAUGAUGGCAAACUGGUGUCUGAGUCCUCCAAUAUCAUUGAGAAAUGA
This is a messenger RNA of Poecilia reticulata (guppy), 780 nucleotides long. NCBI's taxonomy places the organism in Eukaryota, Metazoa, Chordata, Actinopteri, Cyprinodontiformes, Poeciliidae. The record is from RefSeq and is a predicted model, not a curated record.